AUGGAGACAGGAAGUCGGACAAGGAGAAAGCCACUGCUUUCCCUCAUUAACCUCGAGUCUCCACUAGCUUCCGAAGAAGAGUGGAACAGUCAACGCGCUCGGAACUUUGGGAGUCGGAAGCAGCCUCAAUCUUUUCACAUAUCUCUACAGAAAACGCUCGUUAACAGCCGCCAUGACCUGGCCACUAGGGCAAAAGAGCUCAAUCACCACCAGCGCCGUGGUGAUAGAGGGUACAGAGAAUGUGUGGAGGUCACGUGCGGUAGGAUUGCACCGCACAGGUGGGGCACUCUCUCCGAUAAGUAA
Molecule: messenger RNA, 303 nt
Organism: Histoplasma mississippiense
Lineage: Eukaryota; Fungi; Ascomycota; Eurotiomycetes; Onygenales; Ajellomycetaceae
Exons: 3
Coding region: 1-303 (100 amino acids)
Source: RefSeq, a predicted model, not a curated record